Molecule: messenger RNA, 672 nt
Organism: Closterium sp. NIES-65
Lineage: Eukaryota; Viridiplantae; Streptophyta; Zygnematophyceae; Desmidiales; Closteriaceae
Source: the annotation of a GenBank genome assembly
AUGGCGCAGCCGCGGCGCGUGCAGAUGGUGGCGCAGCAGAUCCACCGCGAAGUUGCGUCGAUGCUUCUCAACGACACCACGCUGCGCGCCGCCGUGCAACCCGAGCACGCGCUGGGCGCCGACAAAGUCAUGUCGGCCAUCGCCACGAUCAGUGACGUGGAGCUAUCGGCGGACUUGCAGGUGGCGAAGGUUUACGUGUCAGUGUAUGGGGACGAGAGGGGGCAGGCGAUAGCGAUGGAGGGGCUGAGGGCCAAGGCGCCCUACGUGCGAUCAGGUCUGGGCAAGAAGAUGCGGCUGCGGUUCGCCCCUGAAGUGCGGUUUAUUCAAGAUGACUCCAUGGAACGGGGAAGCAGGGUACUCUCCAUCCUCUCACGUCUCAAAGCAGAGCAGCAGGCUCGGGAACGCGGCGAGCCUCUCCCGCCAAAUCUGUCCCCCAUAGCUUCGGGUGGUUAUGAUGACGAGGAUGAGGAGGAAGAGUUAGGGCGGGCUGUGAGAGCACAGAGAAAGCCUAAGAAGGGGCAGGUGGAGGGGGGGUUGGGUGGGAGAGGAGGUGGGCAGGGGAAGGGGCAGGGGAAGGGAGGGAAGAAGGGGGUGGGGAGGAGGUGGGAGGGAGACGAUGGGGUGAGGCUUGAAGAUUUUGGGGAGGAUGAGAAGGUGUUUUUAGUUGAGUGA